CGGCCCAUGGGCCAUAGGCGGUACAGGGAGGGGAGAAAGGGGAAGUCGCCGUGGAAGGGGAACGGAGGCAGCCAAGAGUAGACGAACGGGACCAGCUCGCCGCCGCCGCCGCCGCCGUCGCCGUCGAUGCUGCCGUUCGAGGAGCAGGCGGUGGCGGACCUCCUGGAGGACCCCAACGGAGGGCUGGUGGUGGUCUCCUCCGGCCUCCCGCUCGCCUCCCUCGCCGCCGCGCUCCUCCUCCACCUCCACCACCAAUCCACAUCCUCCUCACCCUCCGGCGGCGGCGGCGGGGGCGGCGGGGGCGGCGGAUGCUUCCUCAUCCUCUCCGCCCCGGACGCCCUCAGGGACCAGAUCCGGCGCCGGCUCGUCGAGUCCCAGCUCCUGCAGGUCCACGACGUGGCCUCCGACGUCCCCGCCGCCCACCGCCGCGCGCUCUACGCCUCCGGGGAGGGCGCGGCGCUCUUCCUCACCCCGCGCGUGCUCGCCGCCGACCUCCUCACCGCCCACCUCCUCCCGUCCCGCGUCCGGGCGCUGCUCCUCCUCGCCGCGCACCGCUCCUCCGACACCUCCGCCGACGCCUUCAUCGCGCGCCUCCUCCGCCAGCGCCGCCUCCUCCCCGUCUACGCCUUCUCCGACCGCCCCCAUGCCAUGGUCGCCGGCUUCGCCAAGGCCGAGCGCACCAUGAAGAGCCUCUACGUCCGCUGCCUCCACCUCUGGCCCCGCUUCCACGUCCUCGCCGCCGCCGACCUCGAGCGCUCCCCGCCGGAGGUCAUCGACGUCCGCGUCCCCAUGACGCACCCCAUGGCCGGCAUCCAGGCUGCCAUCCUCGACGCCAUGGACGCCUGCCUCAAGGAGCUCCGGUGGACCUACAAGGUCGAUGUCGAGGACCUCACCAUUGACAAGGGCCUCUUCAAGUCCUUCGACGAGAUUGUCAGGAGGCAGCUCGACCCCAUCUGGCACACCCUCGGCAAGAAGACCAAGCAGCUUGUCGCCGACCUCAGGACGCUACGCAAGCUGCUCGAUUACCUUGGCAGGUAUGAUGCCGUGACAUACUUGAAGUAUCUGGACACUCUGAGAGUGUCUGAAGGCGUUCGAUCGGUUUGGAUGUUGGCUGAAUCAAGCCACAAGAUAUUUGAGCUUGCGAAAAGGCGUGUUUACCAGAUUGUGAGACCGGAUGGCACAAGGGUUUCAAUUGCCAAGGGCACGCCAACGAAGAAGAGGAAGGUGACACCCAGUAGUAGCAAGAAAGGAAAAGAAACUGAAAACGAGGAUAACGCUCCUAACAAGGAUGAUGCUCAGAAGGUAAAUGCAGUGGCUUCCUUUGUACUAGAGGAGGUUUUGGAGGAAGCACCAAAAUGGAAAGUAUUACGGGAACUGUUGCAAGAGAUAGCCGAAGAACAGAGAAAGGAAGAUGGUGUCGUACCUGAAGAUGAAAAUAAUGAAUGUGGCAUAGUCUUAGUAGCAUGCAAAGAUGAGCGCUCAUGCUUGCAGCUGCAGGAAUGCAUAUCGAGAACUCCCCAGCAGGUUAUGCGAGAGGAGUGGGAGAAGUACUUGCUUGGGAAAGCCGAGCUGUUCGGAUUACAUAAAAAGAAGAAGAAACGAUCUCAGCAACCAAAAGGGUUUGGUGUCCUGGAUGGGGAAUUUCCGACAGGGUCUAAUGAGAAUGAGAAUGCAGGGCCAGUAAGCAUUAGCAAGCUUGAGACUAAUGCCUUACUUGCUGCCGCCUCUGGUAUAAGUAAUUUAACUAAGGAAGCAGAUGCCAAGGAGGAUUCAGUUCCCAGCUGCAGCAAGAAAGGUUCUGUAAAGGGAAAAGGAAAAGGAAAGGGGGUACCAAAGAAAACCCUGACAAAGAGACAAGCCAGUAAAAGGAAAAAUAAAAGUACUACAGAAAAUGAUAAUGGUCAAGGUACUGAUGUGGAAGCAUCAGGCAAAACAGAUGAACAGUCUGACAUUAAUGUCUCUAAGGUGUCUGUCGAAGAUGCUCCUGCUCCAGCCUCCACUGUUGACAAUGUUGACGACUUGAUUGAUGCCAAAAUGCUGCCUCCUGUGCAGUUUUAUGCCCUAGACAGUGACCAGCAUGUACUAGACAUAUGGAAACCAUCCGUAAUUAUUGUCUAUCAUCCAGACAUGACCUUUGUCAGAGAAAUUGAGGUAUACAAGGCAGAAAACCCAUCAAAGAAGUUGAGAGUUUACUUCCUUUUUUAUGAGGAAUCUUCUGAGGUGCAAAAGUUCGAGUCCAGCAUCCGCCGGGAAAAUGAAGCAUUUGAAUCAUUGAUCAGACAGAAGUCCCUGAUGAUGAUACCUGUUGAUCAGAGUGGCCGUUGCAUUGGACCAACUCCGGCAAAUGAACCAGAACCUCUUUUGUCUCAGAAUUCACUGACAAGAAAGGAAGGUGGUAGAAAGCCAACAGGGAAGGAUAUGCAGGUUAUUGUAGACAUGCGGGAGUUCAUGAGCAGUCUUCCCAAUGUACUGCACCAGAAGGGUAUUCGAAUUAUACCGGUGACCCUGGAAGUUGGCGACUAUGUUCUUUCUCCCUUGAUAUGUGUUGAAAGAAAAAGUAUCGCAGACUUGUACCAGAGCUUUGCUUCUGGUCGUCUCUACAACCAGGUCGAGACCAUGAUUAGGUAUUACAAGAUCCCGGUACUUCUGAUAGAGUUCUCGCAAGAUAAGAGCUUCUCCUUUCAGGUAUUUUUCAUGCUAAUUUCUUAUAUACAGAUGGUCUUUACACAAGGACUGUCCUAUUCGUCUGCAAGUGAAGUUGGGGAUGACGUGUCUCCGACAAACAUAAUCUCGAAGCUGUCACUGCUAGUCCUGCAUUUCCCCCGGCUGCGCAUCGUGUGGUCCCGCAGCCUGCACGCGACAGCGGACAUAUUCAUGUCGCUGAAAUCAAACCAGGACGAACCUGAUGAGAACAAGGCGAUGAGGGUGGGUGUGCCGUCGGAGGAUGGGGUUGUGGAAGACGACGUGAGGGCCGAGAACUACAACACAUCCGCGAUCGAGUUCCUGAGGAGGCUCCCUGGCGUGACGGACUCCAACUACAGAGCGAUAAUGGACGGAUGCAAUAGCCUGGCGGAGCUCGCGCUGCUACCGGCAGAGAGGCUGGCGGAGCUGAUGGGCAGCCAGAAGGGCGCGCGCACGCUCAAGGAGUUUCUGGACGCUAAGUGUCCCAGCAUGAUCUCGUAGCAGAGCAUCAAACUCUACUGGUCUGGUGAAGUGAGCUCUUGGAAGAGGAGUUCUUGUUGUGAACUAUGGGUGUUCGGAGAUCGUACUCGUCAGGAUUGUAGUGCUAGGCUAUUUGGUAGUGUAAGGAGGACUGGACUGGCAAUUGGGUAAUUGAAUUCCAUCCAAAUCCAAUGGCAAAUAUAUGUGAUUGCUCUUAGGAAAGCUGGCUUAAUGAUGCUGUAAAUAGAUUUGGCUUGAGCAGGUUAGAGUUGAGUAAAAGCUGUGGAACAAAAUGAUCUUGAUCUCUCAAAACUUGUACUGUACUUUUAAAUGGCAAAAAUUGAACACAAAUGAUCAAGAAUGUUUUGUAUAA
Messenger RNA from Triticum dicoccoides, 3535 nucleotides. Its product is annotated as DNA repair endonuclease UVH1-like. Gene Ontology annotation, biological process: nucleotide-excision repair involved in interstrand cross-link repair; double-strand break repair via homologous recombination; resolution of meiotic recombination intermediates. The record is from RefSeq and is a predicted model, not a curated record. Lineage: Eukaryota; Viridiplantae; Streptophyta; Magnoliopsida; Poales; Poaceae. Gene Ontology annotation, cellular component: nucleotide-excision repair factor 1 complex. Bases 127 to 3183 code for a protein of 1018 amino acids. The transcript is spliced from 9 exons. Gene Ontology annotation, molecular function: single-stranded DNA endonuclease activity; single-stranded DNA binding; damaged DNA binding.